Messenger RNA from Scleropages formosus (Asian bonytongue), 2342 nucleotides. It is a transcript of the gene rab13, whose product is annotated as RAB13, member RAS oncogene family. NCBI's taxonomy places the organism in Eukaryota, Metazoa, Chordata, Actinopteri, Osteoglossiformes, Osteoglossidae. Gene Ontology annotation, molecular function: GTP binding; GTPase activity. The transcript has 8 exons. The record is from RefSeq and is a predicted model, not a curated record. The coding region runs from base 808 to 1407 and encodes 199 amino acids.
AAUCUCGGGCAAAUUUGGUUUCGGGUUUACGGAGGACGUCAAUCAAAUUUCCUCCGGUCUGUCUGGGUAUCACACCAAAAUAUUUAGUGGCUGAAGUUUGGAAAAUCAAAACUAAUUCAACGUAAUGAGCGGAUUCCAUUGCUCAAGGACACUUAACAAUGCACCGUUUCUCCGUGACUGUCGAUUUAUUUAAGAAAACAUAAAGUGAGGAAAAAAUAAGACUUAGUGCGAUUGAGUUGCAGUGCGAGACAGCGCCCCCACGUGGCAGCUCAGUAGUGUGCAGCCCGGCGGCGCUGUCCCACUCCCUUCCCCUGCGCGGAAUGUUUGCGAACCUCUCCCUCCCCUCGCAAACUCCAGGAACUCGCAGAAACGAAAAUACACUAGUUUCUGUGCGAACGCUGGACGUCUGGAUGACGGACCCGCACAUUUUGUGCUCUUGAAAAAACCUUCACGUAGGACCAGGGGAGUCUUACUCACAAUAUAGUCAAAAAUAUACUCAAAACUAAAAUGAGGGGCAGCGACUAACAGGAUCCUUUUUAACUUUCACUUUUUCACUUUUUUUUUUUUUCCUUUUGAGAAGUGAGCCAUCAAAGAGGACGGGGAUCAGCCUUUUGCAUUCUUCUGAUGGAACAGAAUAACCGAAACAAGGAUUAAAACCAGAGUGCGUGAACUGAGAUUGAUCACUUUUUGUGUGUGUGGGUGGAGGAGAGAAGGAUCUGGACAGAUUGUCGGAGCAAGAGAUCUGCAAGCAGGACAGCAGGACAGGCAGCCCCCAACCGUACACAUCUAUUACUCACAGAAUCCGCUAUGGCGAAGAAGUACGAUUUUUUAUUUAAGUUGUUGUUAAUCGGAGACAGCGGCGUCGGCAAAACAUGCCUGAUCAUCAGAUUCGCGGAGGAUAACUUCAACUCCACGUACAUAUCCACUAUUGGCAUUGACUUUAAGGUGAAGACAAUAGAAGUAGAGGGCAAGAAAGUCAAACUGCAAGUCUGGGAUACAGCUGGUCAGGAGAGGUUCAAGACCAUCACUACAGCUUAUUACAGAGGGGCUAUGGGUAUUAUCCUGGUAUAUGACAUCACUGAUGAGAAAUCCUAUGAGAACAUUCAGAACUGGAUGAAGAGCAUCAGGGAGAAUGCUUCAUCGGGAGUCAAUCGGAUGUUGCUGGGCAACAAGUGUGACAUUGAAGCCAAAAGAAAAGUGUCCAAGGAAGCAGGGGAGAAGCUGGCAAAGGAUCACGGAAUUCGAUUCUUUGAGACAAGUGCCAAGUCUAGCAUCAAUGUGGAGGAGGCUUUUACUGCUUUGGCUCGAGACAUCCUGCUGAAGUCAAGCAAGAAAUCGGGUCCAACGAGUCGAGAAGUCAAACUGACCAACACUGAGAAGAAGACGUCCAAGUGUCUUCUCCUCUAAUUCCAGUGUAUGAGGGCCGUUUAGGAGCAGUAUUACAGGAAAAGGGAUUGUACAAAACGGAAAUGUAUAGUUGGACUGCUGGUUUUGGAGUAAGUGCUGGGGUCAGUUAAGGGGAAAUUCUGAAUUGUUAGGUAAAGCGUGGUGAAUGCUUUCAUGAUGCCAUUUAGUUACACACGAUACCAAUUACCAUUAGCUGCAUGGUACUUUGACAGUAUGUCUAGGUAUAUAUCACACUACAAACACGCAACUGCAACAAAAUAGAUACUGUGCAAUGUUUUGUCAAAAUAGGAUAAGAAAGACUGCAACAAGAAGAAGUGUCCCGAGAUAUAAGUUACACAAGGUGUAUUGGUGAGAAGAAAAAGUGUGAUUGUUUGGAUGGUAGCAAUUAAAGAGGUUUUAAUGUCACCAAGAAAGUGAAUUUUUGGAUUUAAAUGAACCAUCCAGCUUGUUAGCCCUGGAAGGAGGUUGCAUGAAAAGUGGUGAAAUUUCUUGAGAAACAUUUAGAGGUCGGCAUAGUAUGUGAGAAUGGGGUAGAGCAAUGGGACCGAUGGGUGGAAAGGGUUACCGCGGGAUUACAAGGGUAGAGGGAAGGUUUGCAAGUCAGAGCAGCAAAGGCACUGCACGUUGACACUUACUGACUGACGGACUGGUGAACACGUCAACAAACAACAAUUAUAGAUCUUGAUUUUUUUUAAAGUUCAUCGUCGGGACUUUUCACUCUGCUUAUCACUGCCCAGUCGUAUUACUUUGUGGUUACUAUCAGUCUUCCUUCCUGUGGCUUUUUUGGCAAAUGUCUUACUGUGUCUCCCUUCACCGUUUGCAUAUCAAGACAUCACCUGUAACGUUGUAUACAUUGCAGACAUGUCAGCUAUAUUAUGUAUGUGCUGCUUUAAACAUAUAAGAUUGUACAAAUUUAAUAAAAACAAAAAUGGGAU